GGCUCCAGUGCCAUACGGACGCGUGAGUUGCGCGCGCGCAGAUUGCACUGUUGUAUAACGAGAGACUGUCGCCAGUGUUGUGAUUUGUGUUUUUUUUUAAAGUGAUUGUGAAACAUUGUUAUUUACUGUGAAUCAGAAUUAUGAGCUGAAAAAUGGCUGUACUAACAACGGUAUCAGCGGCCACCAAAGCUGCUCUAACUAUAGGCGGGAUAAGUAAACUGACAUUUAUCCCUGCCAUGUUGGCAGCGCUGGCAUACUUUCACUACGACGUAUUCGACCCCGAAAGCCGACCGUUCAACCAAAAAUACCUUCGAGAGGAAUACGACUUCAUCAUUGUAGGAGGAGGAUCAGCUGGAUCUGUUUUAGCAAACAGAUUGAGCGAAAUUGAGGGGUGGAAUGUGUUAUUGUUGGAAGCAGGUGGACAUGAAACCGACAUUAGCGACGUACCCUUGCUCUCUUUGUAUCUACAUAAAAGCAAAUUGGACUGGAAAUACCGGACUGAGCCCCAAGACUCCGCUUGCCAAGCCAUGGUUGACAAGCGUUGUAGCUGGACAAAAGGCAAGGUACUUGGAGGUUCCUCGGUACUCAAUACAAUGCUUUAUAUUCGCGGUAACAAACGGGAUUUCGAUCAUUGGGAAUCUUUAGGUAAUCCUGGAUGGAGCUACAAAGAUGUAUUGCCUUAUUUCAAAAAAUCUCAGGAUCAACGGAAUCCGUACUUGGCUAAGGAUAAAAAAAUUCAUGCAACAGGUGGUUAUCUGACAGUGCAAGACGCCCCAUAUAACACGCCAAUUGGAGCUGCAUUUUUACAAGCUGGUGAAGAAAUGGGUUAUGACAUCAUAGACGUAAACGGAGAUCAACAAACUGGUUUCGGUUGGUUUCAAUUUACUAUGCGGAGAGGAACUCGUUGUUCCGCAGCAAAAGCUUUUCUCAGACCUGUAAGACUACGCCAAAACCUUCAUGUUUCCUUAUUUUCACACGUCACUAAAGUUUUGAUAGAUAGAAACAAUAAAAGAGCAUAUGGCGUUGAAUUUAUAAGGGAUACCACUAAGCAAGUUAUAUAUGCCAAACGAGAGGUUAUCUUGGCUGCUGGUGCCAUUGCGUCUCCUCAAUUACUCAUGCUCUCUGGCGUUGGUCCAGCAAAACAUUUAGAAGAAGUUGGAAUUGAAGUGGUCUACGAUUCGCCUGGAGUAGGUAGAAAUUUGCAAGAUCACAUUGCUGUUGGUGGAAUAGUUUUCCAAAUUGACUACCCCAUAAGUUUAGUUAUGAACAGACUUGUUAACAUUAAUUCUGCUUUGCGCUAUGCUGUGACAGAAGACGGACCAUUAACUUCAAGUAUCGGUUUAGAAGUGGUAGCUUUCAUAAACACGAAGUAUGCGAAUUCAACUGACGACUGGCCAGAUAUAGAGUUUAUGAUGACGUCAGCAUCCAUUCCGUCCGAUGGUGGCACCCAAGUAAAAAGAGCUCAUAGUAUCACGGACGAAUUUUACGACCAAGUAUUUGGACAUUUAACAAACAAAGAUGUUUUCGGUAUAUUUCCUAUGAUGCUUCGACCAAAAAGUCGUGGAUUUAUCAAGUUAAGAUCGAAAAAUCCUUUAGACUAUCCUAUUAUGAUUCAUAACUAUUUAACACACCCUGAUGACAUCGGAGUUUUAAGAGAGGGUGUUAAAGCAGCUGUCGCUACGGCAGAGACUAAGGCUAUGAAGCGUUUGGGCGCUAGAUAUAACAGCAAUCCCGUGCCAAAUUGCAAACACCUACCGCUUUAUACUGAUGAAUAUUGGGACUGUUACAUAAGGCAGUAUACCAUGACAAUUUAUCACCUUUCCUGUACUGCAAAGAUGGGACCAACAAGUGAUCCGAUGGCUGUGGUAGAUCCACAGCUGCGAGUGUAUGGAAUAGAGGGACUCCGCGUUAUAGACGCUAGUAUUAUGCCCACUGUCUCGAAUGGCAAUAUCAAUGCCCCUGUAAUAAUGAUAGCUGAGAAAGGCAGCGACAUGAUAAAAGAAACCUGGCUGCCACAGAAUCCAAAGAGGAAGCGGAGGUCGUUAAAAUGUUCAAAUUUUGAACGGAUUUUGAAAAGAGGUCGCUUGAGUCCUCAGUGUGAUAUCGAAAGAUGAUAUUGGUGUUGGUUAGCUAGUUAUUUUAAUAAAGCCAUGUACAAAACGACAAUAAUAGACUAUGUAAUGUUAAGAAUCAUCAGA
Messenger RNA from Vanessa atalanta (red admiral), 2198 nucleotides. Its product is annotated as glucose dehydrogenase [FAD, quinone]. The transcript has 4 exons. The record is from RefSeq and is a predicted model, not a curated record. Gene Ontology annotation, molecular function: flavin adenine dinucleotide binding; oxidoreductase activity, acting on CH-OH group of donors. NCBI's taxonomy places the organism in Eukaryota, Metazoa, Arthropoda, Insecta, Lepidoptera, Nymphalidae. Bases 153 to 2114 code for a protein of 653 amino acids.